This is a messenger RNA of Chlorocebus sabaeus (green monkey), 4721 nucleotides long. It is a transcript of the gene OPN5, whose product is annotated as opsin 5. Gene Ontology annotation, biological process: visual perception; G protein-coupled receptor signaling pathway. The record is from RefSeq and is a predicted model, not a curated record. Gene Ontology annotation, molecular function: G protein-coupled receptor activity. Gene Ontology annotation, cellular component: membrane. NCBI's taxonomy places the organism in Eukaryota, Metazoa, Chordata, Mammalia, Primates, Cercopithecidae.
UCUGUCCAAAAUGAUAGAUAUCCUCCCUAAGUCUAGAUAACAUGGUAAACCUCUGUUAUCCUACCUCAAAAUGCUGGGUUUAUAGUAGAUGUUCAGUGAAUACUUGAGUUAACACACAAGCACACAUUGAUUCGGCAUGGCACCCUGAGGAAAUCUGUCAUACAAGAGCUAUAUCUUGAUGGAUGGGCAAGUUUGGGAACAGUAAGCAUCUCAGCAUAUAAUAAAUAAACAGGACCCCCCAUUCAUAAUGUGCUUUUGAAUCCAAUAUCCUAUUGCUCCUACAAUAAACCUGAGUGAUGGGUAAGGAGACUGCCCAUUUUACAGAUGAAGUGGUUGCAGUUCAGAGAGUUAAAUAAUUUGCUCAAGAUCAGAGAGUGGGUAUCAGAGUUGGACUCCAACCCUCCUCUUAUGAUUCUGAAUCUAAGGUGGAGGACAGGACUGGACAGCCAGCUGGGUAGGGGGAAUCUUUGGGGAGGAGAGAGUUUACCAGAAGAAGAGGCAGUCAAAGGGGAAUCAGGAGUUUGAAAGGUAAAGAUAAACUUUGACUUGGGGUAGGUCUUGGGAUGUGGUGCAGCUGGCAGCCAAAGAUUUCUCCUAUAGCUUUAUGACCACCUCAGGGAGAAGGAUUUGGAAUGAACAUUAGCACAUGACUGUCCUCAAAUUGUGUGUAGGAGACAGUAGUUUUAGCUAACUGGCCACUGAUAGGGUCACUAGGCUUCCUCUGUAAGUUGUAAAUUGGCAGUUAGAAAGGGGUUAAAUUCAUGUCUUUGCAAAGGUGAAUUACAUGGUUAGAUAUCUGCCGAUCGAUCACCCUGUCACCACCUGUGAGGCACACAACUGUUCACUUGCUGCCUGAUAUAAUGCCUGUAAUUGUUGCCUAGAGAGCUGAACAGUGACAUCUAUUGGUUCCAUUUGAAAUAUGCAAGUUCAAAAGAGAAACAGCCACAUUAGUAUUUCUUCCCCUUUCAAAACAAAUAGUAACAAUCAUGCCAAAGGAAUGACCCUUCCAAAGGAGAAAAUGAAGGCUUAGAUAAUCUGCCAAUUGAAUAAUUGAGUAAUGACAUAAUUGGAUCAUUGAAAAAAAUGUUAACAUUUUUACCAGUUAUUAAUUAGAGAAUCAUGCAUGACCCUGGGAACUUGCUUUUUGUUUUAAAACAGGAGCCACGAUUAUGAAAUGGUUCAAGCUGGCUUAUUCGUGUCUGUUGAGAUCUCUUCUGGUCUGCUUUUCAGACUCCUCCUGGUUUGAGAACAGAAUGGCGUUAAAUCACACUGCCCUGCCUCAGGAUGAGCGCCUGCCACAUUACCUUCGAGAUGGGGAUCCCUUUGCUUCCAAACUUUCUUGGGAAGCGGAUAUAGUGGCUGGCUUUUACCUGACAAUAAUUGGGAUUCUGUCUACAUUUGGAAAUGGAUAUGUCCUUUAUAUGUCUUCUAGACGAAAGAAGAAGCUGAGACCCGCUGAAAUAAUGACUAUCAAUUUAGCUGUCUGUGAUCUGGGGAUUUCAGUUGUAGGCAAGCCGUUCACCAUCAUCUCUUGCUUCUGCCACCGUUGGGUGUUUGGCUGGAUUGGCUGCCGCUGGUAUGGAUGGGCUGGAUUUUUCUUUGGCUGUGGAAGCCUUAUCACCAUGACUGCUGUCAGCCUGGAUCGAUAUUUGAAAAUCUGCUAUUUAUCUUAUGGGGUUUGGCUGAAAAGAAAGCACGCCUACAUCUGCCUGGCAGCCAUCUGGGCCUAUGCUUCCUUCUGGACCACCAUGCCCUUGGUAGGUCUGGGGGACUACGCACCUGAGCCCUUCGGAACCUCGUGCACCCUGGACUGGUGGCUGGCCCAGGCCUCGGUAGGGGGCCAGGUUUUCAUCCUGAACAUCCUCUUCUUCUGCCUCUUGCUCCCAACGGCUGUGAUCGUGUUCUCCUACGUAAAGAUCAUUGCCAAGGUUAAGUCCUCUUCCAAAGAAGUAGCUCAUUUCGACAGUCGGAUCCACGGCAGUCAUGUUCUGGAAAUGAAACUGACAAAGGUAGCGAUGUUGAUUUGUGCUGGAUUCCUGAUUGCCUGGAUUCCUUAUGCAGUGGUGUCUGUGUGGUCAGCUUUUGGAAGGCCAGACUCCAUUCCCAUACAGCUCUCUGUGGUGCCAACCCUACUUGCAAAAUCUGCAGCGAUGUACAAUCCCAUCAUCUACCAAGUUAUUGAUUACAAAUUUGCCUGUUGCCAAACUGGUGGUUUGAAAGCAACCAAGAAGAAGUCUCUGGAAGGCUUCAGGCUGCACACCGUGACCACAGUCAGGAAAUCUUCUGCUGUGCUGGAGAUUCAUGAAGAGUGGGAAUAACAAAUAUUCUGGUUGUGAAGAGUGCAUCCGAAGUGCUUACACAGCGUCUGGCACAUGCAGAGAAAUUAGCUUACAAAUGUUAUUUUUCUGACUUCUCGCCUCCACUCCACUCACCCUGUCAGGAAAAAAUAAUUCACAAGGAAUAUCAAAACAAUGAUGCACCCUAGGAGUAUCCAAGUAUCUUAGCUGAGUUAUCUCACUCUAGUACAGUGGCAGAGUUACAACUAGAGAGUGCUAGAAACCCACGCUUUCGGCAUCCUGCAGUGCACACCUCAGUCUAGUCAGUAAGGACCUCACUUUCUUCUGAACUGGGGCUUGUGAACGCUAGCCUGGAAAGCCUGAUUCAAGGAGAUCAGGCUGUGUCUCUAACUGGAGCAGCUACACUCCACAUCUGUAAUUUGAUUUGUUCUAUUGCAGAUGAUGUACUGGGCAGAGGUGAGUGUGGAUUGGUGAAAAUCUGUUUUUAUGACUGGCAAAGCAGUGCAGGGGGUCUUUUACUGAUAAGAAGCAUCAUCAGUAGAGUUUGUCCCUGAUGCUUUUACCACAGCAUCUGAGCCGCUCUCAAGUUUUUCCAGGCCAGCCCCAGUUUCAGUGAGGAUAGUGUGGGCUUUCUAUGCCCCGAAUAUUCUUACUACAGUUAAUAUGUAGGUUACUGCCCCAGCCCAGCUGCAAGUUCCCAGAUGUGAAUUCCAUGUAGGCAGAAACUGUACGGUUCUUGAAAUUGAAUUAUUUCCUUGUUGUUUUUUUUUUUUUUUUUUUUUUUUUCCUGCUUAAAGCUCCUUGGGAUGCUUCCUCUUAAACUCUUAAAAGUCUUUGAAGAAUAAGAGGUUAAGCUAGGACAAUUUGAAUCUAUUAUUUUUUUUUUGUAAAAAUGAGAUAGAAAUUAUCCCCAUAAUUCCAUAAAUUAGCUUUUUACCUUCUUUCUUUUUACUUUGUUGGAAACUAUACAACAGAAACAAAGUAAGAAGACUCUACCUUAAUUUUAAAGGUAACUCUUACAUAAAAAAGAAAGUCAUUAUGUCAGGCCAAGGGGAGAGCGGAAAGGGGAACUUUAGAGAAUGGAAACAAACUUAAGCAUCUUGUAAAUUUUGAGUGAAUUGUGAACACAUAAUGAAUGAAUGAGAAGGGCCAGCCAGGAGUCUGUGAAAUGGUCCAGCCAGGAGAUGCCUAAUGCAUAAACACAAAUCUUGGUGACAGGUUAGGUUAGCUAUCUGUGAACUUUCUAAAGGUUAAAUAAACAACAAUAGGAUUUUGUUAAUGUGCCAAAGUGAGUUUAAACUAUGAAAGACAUGAUGCAAAUAUGCAAGUACCUUUAAUUGGGCAUAGUAAAAAGUAAUGAGGUAUGGUUAAAAUAAUUACAUUUAGAACAAGAGAGAAGUUAGGGAGAAUUUUUGUCUAAAAAGCCAAAAAGUGACAGUUGAUUGGUGAUUUUGUUGUUAUCAGGAGAGGGAAUUUUCUUAAUAUAAUAAAUUAGGUACUUUGGCAAGUGAAAUGGGUUCUAGGCCAAUUGCAAGUCCCUUUGGGUUCCCCGGCAGCUAGAAACCGUGGCAUUCCCAAAAGGCAGCUUCAGUUAAAAUGACAGAUGAACCCGAGUCUUCAAGUCAAAACUACUGUUGUACCACGUCCAGUGAAUGUCUGGUGGUUCAAGUCUCUGUUAUUCAGGAACUGAUUCUGUUUUUCCUCCUGUCAGAACCUUCGGUUGAUUUUGACUGUAGUAGCACAUGUGGCAGGAAUAUGAGAGAAAAAAAUUAAGUUAAAAAUAUAAUUUCUGUUCCAUUAUUAUUAUUAUUUUUCUGUAAAAGCCUUUAUGGGGAAGAAGGGAAGAAAGUUGAGAUUAUGAGUAGAGAUGAUACUCGUCUUUGGAUGACCCAGCUGGGUUCUACUUUGACUGCCAUCACCACAGGUGACCUCAUUAGGCUCCGAAGUGUGAGAAGAGCUUCAUUGCUAAGUUAGUGAAAGAAACAGAUAAUUUACUUUUGCUUGAGUGGGUCUGUAGACCUCGGGAGAUUAGCCAUUUCUCUUAGAGUUUAGUGUAUGUAUUAAGACACAGCAUGUAUGCAGAUAUAUAUAUAUAUAUAUUUUUUUUUUUUCUGGUUUGUUUAAUAUCUUUUAAAAAAUUUUAAUGGAAUUUUUUGAACAUGUACAAAACAGAAAGAAUCCUAUGAUGAACUCCCAUGUACCCAUCAUCCAGCUUCAGCAGUGAUCCUAUUGUGGUUCAUAUUGACACUCAUCCACUUCUUUCUCUUUCCAUCUCUCCCCAUUAUUUUGAGACAAAUGAGAUCCUGGGGUUUCAUGAAAAUAUUAUGAAUAUCUGAUUUGUGAGAACAAGAUUUCCCAAAGCAUGAUCCCCAGAAACCUAGUCCUGCAAAGCUACUACAAAAAUAAAGUGUUCUAAUCUCCAAA